This is a messenger RNA of Zophobas morio, 1995 nucleotides long. RefSeq names its product neurogenic protein big brain (gene bib). Bases 100 to 1797 code for a protein of 565 amino acids. Gene Ontology annotation, cellular component: plasma membrane. The record is from RefSeq and is a predicted model, not a curated record. Gene Ontology annotation, molecular function: channel activity. Gene Ontology annotation, biological process: transmembrane transport. NCBI's taxonomy places the organism in Eukaryota, Metazoa, Arthropoda, Insecta, Coleoptera, Tenebrionidae. The transcript is spliced from 4 exons.
CAGAAGUGCCGCAUUGGCAUCACACGUUGUGUAAGUGGUUCCCGACACUGUUGACAAUGAACGUGUAGUGCAAUAUAGUUAAAUCAAAAAUUUAAAACAAUGGCAGAAGAACCUAUUAAUUUAUGUAGUGAACAAACCAUAGACUACCACAUCAUAACUAUUUUCGAAAAACUAGAGGCUUUAAAAAACGACAACAAACAAAACUCACAGUGCGCCACAAAACUACCAAUUAAAGUUGAAAUACGUACCCUAGGAUUCUGGAGAUCCGUCAUCUCCGAGUGUAUAGCCUCCUUCAUAUAUGUAUUUAUUGUGUGCGGUGCAUCGGCAGGUGCCGUCGUCGGAGUCUCUGUUCCUUCGAUUCCUCUGGUUAUUCUUUCCACAGCGCUAGCAGCUGGCUUCGCUAUGAUAUCGUUGACACAGUGCUUUGGACACAUAUCUGGGGCGCACGUGAAUCCGGCGGUGACGAUCGCCCUAGGUGUCACAAAGAACAUCUCCUUCUUGAGGGCGAAGAUGUUCGUGGUGGCCCAGUGUGGGGGUGCGAUCGCCGGGGCUGCUUUCCUGUACGGGGUUACUGUACCCAAACGACAAGAUAUACCCAUGUUCACCGUUUCUGUAACGGAUGCACCAUGGGAGAAGUUUGGCAUCGAAUUCAUACUUACCUUCGUGGUAGUUUUUUCCUAUUUUGUAUCUAUGGAUAGUCAUAGCAAAUGGAUGGGAAAAUCAGCACUAACUAUGGGGGCGACGUACUCAGCUUGUACCUUCAUUUCUCCGAUGCCGCAUCUCAACCCGGCGCGAUCGCUGGGACCUUCUUUCGUCUUCAGCAAGUGGCAGAACCACUGGGUCUACUGGGUGGGUCCUAUAGUAGGAGGCAUAGCAGCGGGCCUAAUCCACGAGUACGUUUUCAACCCCAAACGUCACAAGCGUCCAAAUCAGUCAACCGAAGGCGAUUCGUCCAGUAUCCAUUCGGACGAAGAUACUUACGAUGAUUUGGACAAACCAGCUCCUAAGUACCACGGUUCUACGUACAACACGUAUAGGCCUUCUGGUACUACCACUGGCCCACCUGGUUGGUGUCCCAGUUUGACUUCUGCUAGUCUAUAUUCAGCUCCAGCUGUCAAGCUCGAACGUGUCGAGUCCUUGUAUGGUGGCACAAAAUCCCUGUACUGCAAAUCACCACCGCUGACGCGAGCCAAUCUGAACAGAUCUCAGUCGGUCUAUACGAAAUCCAAUAGUGGGGUGAAUAGAGAUAUCCUCCCGAAACCGGGCCCUCUGGUUCCGGCCCAGUCCCUUUACCCCAUCAAGCUGAACCAACAAACCCACGUCCAGAAUCAGAAUUUGCAAAACCAACAACAGCAGCAACGAUCCGAGAGCAUUUACGGAGUGCGGGGGGUCACUCCAGGGGUGGUCUCAAGAUCGGAUAACUACAGCACGACGGAACGUCCGGUUUACACCAGCAAAACCAGCGAUACCAAAUAUGAGGAAAAAAGUUCCAAGAGUGGUAGGCCGGAGUCUAUGUAUGGUAUGUUGGGUUCACAACGUCGGGGCCAAGCGACACAGUCGGACGAUUCGAGUUAUGGGUCGUACCACGGACCGUCGUCAAGGAGUAACACGUAUCAUUCCAACAGCACAAAUUUCCAGAGCAAAUCGAGCAGUAGCAGUAAUUAUGCGAAUCGGGGUACGGGAAGUUCAGAAGGACGGCCGCCUCCUUCUGGACAGCUUUUGGCCACGACGGGGAGUUCUACGUCCAGUUCCUAUCAUCACAAUCUCCCUCAGCAUUCGCCAAAUUCGCAAUACUGACGUAGGAAGCGUGUAACUUUUUGUUGAUUAUUAAUAUAUUUCUGACGUUUGUACUUUUCGCUAUGUUAGGUGUGUCCAAAGAAUACUAUGAUAUUAAUAAAUAUUCUUACAUAUACUCAUUUAUGUUAAUUAAUUUAAGAAGAAUGACUUGUAUUUACAGAUGUAAAUGCCAAAAAAAAUAAAUGUUUUUACGAAUCA